Molecule: messenger RNA, 2466 nt
Organism: Fonsecaea erecta
Lineage: Eukaryota; Fungi; Ascomycota; Eurotiomycetes; Chaetothyriales; Herpotrichiellaceae
Exons: 3
Coding region: 1-2466 (821 amino acids)
Molecular function (GO): protein binding
Source: RefSeq, a predicted model, not a curated record
AUGGCCCUGAGCCUGGGCAAUCCUCGUGGAUGGACCGUCGACAAUCAUCAUCACCAGCACCAGCACCAGCACCACCAGCACCACCAUGUUGCUCAAGCUGCAGCCCCGGCACCAGCAGUAUCCGCCUCCUCGUCUCCCACUGCUGCUGCCGCUCAACUCGAGGCGCGAGAGGGUCCUGCUCCGGCCCAGUGGCAAGCGGUGAAAGAGGAGAUCCGGAUCCUUUAUGAGAAGCACCCCUUGCGAGAUGUCAGGAGAAUACUAUUAGACCGGCACAAUUUCCGCGCAACGGAGCGGAUGUAUAAAGCCCGACUGUCGCAGUGGGGAAUCAGUAAGAAUUACUCCGAUAAAGACUAUCAGAUAUGUGCGGUGCUGCACCACACCCGCCAAAAAAGCGGUAAGCGGUCGACGGCGUUUGUGAUCCAUGGCCACAAACGCUCUCUCAAAGACCUACACAAGUAUAUCAAAGGGCGGAAGAUGACCGAGGAGGACUUCCUAGCCUCUGCCCUCGCCAACGUCAAAUGUAGCACCACCACCACUUCCGCCGAUCACCACGAGCACGAGCAGUAUGCUCACGUCCGAGCCUAUACACCUGAGCCCGAGGCAGAGGCCGAAGAAGGAGGAGCACCGCCACCGCCUCCUCCUCCUCCUCACCCUACCGCCUCCACUCCCACCAGACCACGGCCGGCCGAGAUCGCAGCAAAGGACCUAAGGGACUCUCCUAGGGGGGAAAUAGCGGCGUCACAGUCCGUCCACUGCGUCCCAGAACCAGCCUCGUGUUCCACCAUCCCCACCUCCGCCGUCGCCCACCAACAACACCAACACCAACACCAACAUUCCCCUGCUAGUCCGUCACUCCGCUGGUCCCCCCACCAUGCAGCCUCGCCAUAUGUCCCACUCACCGUGUCACCGCCUCAAAGGCACGGUCCUUAUUUCACAUCCAAAGACAGCACCACCGCCACUACAUACUCGUCCGAUGCAUCACCACCCUCGUCGUCACGCCCCCACGCCGUCUCCUCUCCCCAGGAUGCCCCAUUGUCGGUGGCCCUGUCAUAUACUUAUCCUGCCGCUCCGAAUGAACCACUGGCUGCCGUGGAGGACCAGGUCCGCCAUGCUGGCACCGUCUACGACGACACGAGCCCCAUGAUGACGUCGUGCAGCCAAUUAGGCCGAGACGUCGAGUACAUGGCACUGCAGCUGGUGGACGCCCCGCCCUUGAAGUCCCUGUGUGGCCACGACGACAUCCGGAGCUGGGCCCUCUUGUUCACCGACAGCUCCUCGGAAGAUUCGAUGGACUACGAGCAGAUCUGUCCGACGUGCCACGAGUCCACCCGCGAACACUUUAUCAGUCUCCCGAAUUUGGAGACGCCUCACGGACCGCGCAGCAUCUUGAACGCCACCCAGGACCUGCCGGAAAGCACGGCCAUCUCGGUCCCCGCCAGCUCACGCGGCCACGAGCAUUCGUGGAAGUGGGUGGCGCGGUGCUUCGCCGCCUGCAUCUACCUGCGCCGCGGCAACCAUACGUUAUCGCAACGCAGUCUCGCCGACGCCGACGCCGAGUUCACGCAGAUGCUGGUGCCGCGCCAGGACCCCAAGGUGCUGUUGGCGCUCAACCAGACGCUCCAGAUCCUGCAGAUGCACGACCAGGGCGACAUCACCAAGACCAUCAUGCAGAGCGCCCACCUGGUCGCCGACCGGCUGCUGGGGCCCAGCCACCCGCUGACGACGAUCGUGCGGUGGAUGGUCUACGUGGCCAACGGGCAGAUGCGCCACCGCGACGUCACCAGCGCCACGCUGCACGACGUGCACCAGCAGUUCGUGUCGCACCACGGCGCCCACGACCCGCGGGCCAUCGCGUCCCAGUACUGCUACGGCUUCAUGCUGAACGUGGAGGGCCAGCCGGCCGAGGCCGAGCAGGUGCUGCGCGAAGUGUACCAGAUCUCCUCGACCGUGCUGGGGCCCCAACACCUGCAGUCGAUCUCGGCGCUGACGAACCUGCACCGGGCGCUGGAGCGGCAGAACCGCGUCGACGAGGCCGCGUCGGUGCUGCGCCGCGCCAUCCGCGACUCCAAGGACACGCUGGGCGACAACCACCCGCGCCGCCUGGAGAGUCUGCGGUUGCUCGCCCUGCUGUACCGGCGACAGGGCCACCUCGACCUGACCGAGGAGCUGUACUGGCAGGUUCUGGAGGGGCGGGUCAAGAUGCUGGGCAAGAACCACACGUUCACGCAGGGCAUGAAGCGGGAUUUGGAGGAGCUGCUCCAGGAGCGCGGCAAGUGGACGGUGGAAGAGACGAGAACGGUCAAGCGCGGGGACGGACAGGUGGUGCAGGAGGUGGUGGUCACCGAGAGCAACCACCAACUCCGGCUGCAGGACAUCUUCGAGUGGGACGUGCACGAGCAGUGGGACGACGACGACGCGAGGAGUGAUGGGGGCAGUGAGACGGGGAGUGAUCACGCGGCAUUCUGA